This is a messenger RNA of Mollisia scopiformis, 600 nucleotides long. RefSeq lists its product as uncharacterized. The record is from RefSeq and is a predicted model, not a curated record. The coding region runs from base 1 to 600 and encodes 199 amino acids. The transcript has a single exon. Lineage: Eukaryota; Fungi; Ascomycota; Leotiomycetes; Helotiales; Mollisiaceae.
AUGGUUUCCACAAGAAAGCGCAGCUACGACGACGCCUCCUCCGCUCUUCCUCUGCCGGCACCAAAGCGUACAAAGAAGGUUUCCUCCGUCCCCGCUGCCUCCAUGGCUCCCAAGAAGUCCGUCUCUCGUCCAGUUUCGUCCAAGAAGUCCACACCGAAGAAGAAGACUGGCGCUCCAGCCAAGAAGAAUGUCGUCGCCAAUGUCGAACACGAAGCCAUCGUCAAUGUCCAGCCGGAAGUCCCAGCGAAGGCCACCAAGCCCGCUUCUCCUCCCGCCUCUCCUGCGGCCCCUCCUCCCAAGAAGAAGGUUCACUUCUUGCCAACGGAGAAAGGCUCCCCACCACCGAAGGAGAAUGUCGGUCCAUCGAAGAAGAAAGAGAAGAAGGCCAAAGUCCCUGCCCUCUCAAAGGUGCCAAAGGCACGAAAGAGUCCUCCCGUCCCCCGGCCCUCUGGCGCACCAAAGCCACCACCAGCACCGCCAGGAUACCCGUUCUCCAUUGGCCCACCUUCGCCCGGUCUUCUUGCUCGUGGUGGUGACGAUACUGUCACCCCACUUGCCCACGUUCCGAAUGCCCGACCAUUUGUCUCGAGAUUGGAGUGA